Podarcis lilfordi (Lilford's wall lizard) is the source of this 6642-nucleotide messenger RNA. NCBI's taxonomy places the organism in Eukaryota, Metazoa, Chordata, Lepidosauria, Squamata, Lacertidae. The record is from the annotation of a GenBank genome assembly.
AUGGCUGAGCUGUCGCCUGAUGAAAUUCAACUGAGAGCCCAUCAAGUUACAGAUGAGGUAAUUAUAUUAGAUUAUUCUCUUUCUCCUGUGCUUGUGUAGUGGAAAGCAGACCUCACAUUAAAGAAAGCUAUUUAGGAUGCACAAAGCCCUAUCAUAGUAAAUGAGAUUUGCUGUCCAAAAUGGUUUCUGUACCACUGAAGAAAAAACCUCUCUCAAUACGUCAAGCUUUUAAUUUAGAAAACAAAAAUACUGUUUUCAGAAUAUUGCUAUUUGAAAUGAACAAUAUAACCGAGUAGGAUCUAUUUGGAUUCAGGAAUAUAACAUCAUGCUCAGUUACAUGAAACUCUGUAUAUAGUGUGAUUACUAAAUGUCUUUAUAAGUCCAUAUGGCUGAAGAUAGAUCUCUUUUUUGUUUUAGUCUUUGGAAAGCACAAGGAGAAUUCUUGGCCUGGCCAUUGAGGUAAGGAAAAGCUUUUGCGGGAGUGAGGGAUGAGGAAGAACAAAUCAAAUUGUUUGAGAGCAGUUCAUUCCUGCAGUUCUGUUCCCAGCUGUUGCUAUUUUUAAAGCAUGUGGGUGCCAUUAUGAGGCAUGUGUAGAUGAUGACUAUGGGUGGAACAGCUUUGAACUUUAAAUAUUUGCAUUGCUGCUGUAUUUAGGGUUCAAAUUCAAAAUAAAUUAGCUGUCAGAUACUUGCAUCUGAAUUGCUCAUCUUCUGCAAGAUUCUGAACAUACUUUUACAAAAAAUGGACUUCCUUGAGGUUUACAUGGUACUAAUGCAAAUAGUGUACUCUUCACUAGAAACUCUGUAGAAUGGCCUGUUGUAGUACAAACUUGUGUCCAAUUCUAGCAUUAGAUUUUGCUGGUUUUGUAUCUCCUAUCAUUUUUUUUCUUCCUUACAGUCCCAAGAUACAGGAAUCAAAACCCUCACCAUGCUAGAUGAACAAGGGGGUGAGUUGUGCAUGUGUAAUAAUAGAUAGAUAGAUAGAGCGAGUGAUGGCUCUUACAUUGACUUGCUCAAUAUGAUCUUUGUUGGUUUCAGCCUGAAAUACAAAACAUAGCGUAAGACUGCUACUAAACUAGAAAGAUGGAAAAAAGCUGUUUAUAUCAUGUUGUGAAUCAACCAUUUCUUCAAGAGCUGGAUUAGAAUAAGUUUGUUUGGUAGUAUUAUGGCUCGGGUUAUCUAAAAUAUAUUGCGUGCAGCAUGCAGUAUUUUUUUACUUCAGUUUUGAGACCUGAGGCAUAUGAAUAUUGUUUGUUUGUUUGUUUGUUUGUUUGUUUGUUUACCCGCCCUUCAGCUUAAGAUCCCGGGAUGAGUUGCAACCUUAAAACACAACAUUAAAAACAGUUUAAAACAAAUUACAAUAAUAAAAAAUAAGGUGCGUUCUAAAACUAUGCACCUCAAGUGUCAAAAGCCAGGGUAAACAGGUGUGUCUUCAGCAUCCUCCGGAAGCUGUAUAAUGAAGGUGCCAGAUGCACCUCUGGGGAGGAAGUUCCACAGCUUAGGGGCCUCCACAGAGAAUGCCCUCUCUUGCUCCCCCACCCCAAACCUCUGAGGGUGAAGGAACUACCGAGAGGGCCCCCUCUGCUGAACCCAGGAUCCGAGAGUGUCUGUAGGGAAGAAGGCGGUCUUUCAGAUAUUUGGGGCCUGAGUCCACCCAGGUGUGGAUACUAGUGUGAUUCACUUGCAUAUUAUUGGUAUUCAAAAAAGUUUCUCUUGCAACUCCAAAAUUACUUUUUAAUGCAUUUCCUCGGGGUUUUUUUUUUUUAAAGAAGCAUUUUGAACACAAACCAUUAAAGUUCUCAUCUGAAGAUCAAGCAUCUUGUAGCAUUUAAGUUCUCUAAAAUUCCUUUUUCUUUAUACUUUUCUUAGAACAGUUAACCCGUAUAGAAGAAGGAAUGGACCAGAUAAACAAAGACAUGAGAGAAGCUGAGAAGAACUUGACAGAGCUCAACAAGUGUUGUGGUCUCUGUGUCUGUCCUUGCAAUAGGUCAGUUAAAGGCAGGUUGAUGAAUUCCAAAAUUCAAGGCGAAAAAUUGAGGCCAUUGAGAAAUGCUCAGAAUAUCAAGAUUGGGAGUUUUUUUUAACUGGUGUGCUUUAGACUAUUUUCCCAAGUUUAAGUGGAAGUUCUAAAUUUUUAAGUAGUACAAAUUCCUUGAACCUGAUUAUGUGUAAGGGCAAAAGAAAAGGUAACAAUAAACGCUUGGAUGACCUUAGUUACCACUAUUGAAUGUUUUGCGUAUAUAUUGCUCAGUGCCAGUAUUGUUUGUUACUGUUAAAAUAAUACCUGGUUGGUAUGGUUAAGGUACAGAUUUCACACAAACACAGAGUAGGUUGUCUAGAAGCAAGGAAUAUUUGGAAAUGCUUUGAGAGCUUGGCAGGCAGGAGUAUGAUAUACAUUCUAAAUACCUAUUUUCUUCUUCCUUUUGCUAUCACAUUCUAACUCCUUUUUCCUGGAGAGUGCUUAGCUUGUUUGAGGGCUUUUGUGAUAGUUCUAAAUAUUCUUAUUUUGACGUAUGUACAUUUGAGAGAUCUUUAUGGAAUCUAUUUCAGUUUGCUUAAGUAGAGGAAGAGGGACAAUAUAACCUUCUUCUAGUAAUUUUGGGAUGGUCUGGCCUUAACACAAGUAGUGAAUACAGCACUCACAGAAUUAAGUUUCAGUACUAACCCCACUUACAUGGAAGUGACCCCCAUUGAAUUUAGUAGGAUCUUCUUCUGAGUAGACGAGGGUUGCAGUCUUAAUCGUUUUUUCCUUUUCCCUGUGUUAGGGUUAAGCUGCUUUCCCCCCCUAAACACAAACGUAAUCUCAGCUGUACUUUUGAAAUAGUUUGUUUGCUAACAACUAUUUAUCUGUUUGCUGGUCUUACUGCUCACUCUUUUCUCAUUCUCUCUCCUAACCACCCACUUUUCCUUGCUUAAUAAAAUGAAGAUUAGCAGCAGAGGUUGGAUUCGCUUAACUGGUCAAAGUGGACUUUAGAAAAAGGUCAAUCUUAUGAAGCAGCCUGUACUGUUAACCAGCUGCCUGAAGGUGAUGUUCUAACUGGGUGCAUAUAUGCAUGUGCAUGCUGUCUUAACACGCAAGCUAUUUUGUGAUGGUCCGUAGUUGUGUUUGCAUCUGUGUUAUGUCGCUUAUAGAUUGUGUUUAAACUAUUUGGUCUGGCCUCAUAAACCUGAAAUAGUCUUCUAGGAUGAUACUGUUGGAUUUUGGAUUUUGUUUUGGGGAAAAUGGUGGAUUGUAUACAGUGGGGAAAAUGUUGGAGGAAUAUUGUGAAAUGACACUAAAAGCUAACAGUGGGGGUUUUCUAGUCACCGUUAGCUCACUGCAUUUGUUUUUAGAAAUUAUUUCCCAUAUAUCUAUACCAGGGACGGGGAACCUAUAGCUCUCCAGAUAUUGUUGGACUCCAGUUCCUAUCAUGCUUGAGUGCUGACUGAGACUCAUGGGAGUUGGGAGUCCAAGAACAUCUGGAGGACCACAGAUUCCCAAUCCCUCAUGUAGUCUAUUCCGUGAAUCAUGAUCUUACAUACAACUUGUUAAAAACUCUAGUGAUGAUUUGAAUUUGGUCAUACAAUAUUAGAAUUCUGAACUACGUACUGAUACUCUAUUCAUCUGUUCCAAAAAUAUAAUGCUGGGAGAUUGUACAUUAUUUCUUCUUAAACACGCAUUGUAGUCCUAUAUCUUAGACUGUAAUUUGGUUGAUUUUCUUUAACAUAGCAGCCAUUAGUAGCAACAAGGAGGCUGAGGAGUAAGAAAACAGUUCGGAUACCAAAGCAGUUCAAGAUUUAAAUAUAACAUACAAACUUUAGAAAAAUAAAAUGGUUGUGUUUAUUUUUGUAUAAGGUUGCUUCCAGUGUGAAGUUAUAUGUCUUAAAUUCACUUGCUAUAUGACAUUUUUGGUGCACACACAAAGCUCAGUGCAAAUGUAAAGAAUGUGUAUUUGAAAACAUGAACACACAUCAGGAAGUCAGGAUUGGUUGGGUCUCGCUAUGGCAUUUUCUGUGGCAAACCUGGGGCUAUUACUCUGUCAUGUAUGAAACCAUCCUUUCUAUUACUAGUUAUAUUGCACAUUAGGUUUGUUAAAACUUUGUAUCUUUGAUGUAAUAAUGUGCGUUCUGACUCUUCUUGUAGAACAAAGAAUUUUGAGACUAGCAGAGCUUACAAGACAACAUGGGGUGAUGGUAUAGAGAAUGAUCGUGUAGUGUCUAAACAACCAGGGCGUGUUGCAAACAAUCUGCAACAAAAUUCAGGAGGAACAACAUCUGGAGGCUACAUAAAACGGUAAGAUACAUCUCCUGCCCACUCCUGAAUAUUUAUAGGACUAAAUGCUUUUUUCUGCAAUAGUAGUGACUGCAUUUUGUAAGCUUAAGGACAAACCUUUUGGCCUGGUCCACACAAUCAAAUUUUUGCUUCAUUAGCCAGGAUAUACAUAAGCUCCAUGCAGUUGCACACAGCUGCCGUGCUCCCGAUUCACUUUUCCCUUUGUGUGAGUGGGGGAAACAAGCCAAGAAGCCAUAGUUAACCACAGCAUCUCAUUACUUUUGAAGCAGGAACUAUGGUUAAUGAAUUCCAAACAAUUCAGAAUAUGAAGUCAUGUUUUAAAGCUGACUUGUGAAUCCUGGCUUGACUGGAAGCCAUUAAUCACCCAAUUUAUAACUAGAAGCUGUGGUUAACUACCAUUUCUGGAAUCUUUUCUACUUUGCACCAAGGGGCUUUCCACAGGUUUACAGAGCUGCUGAUUUGAUCAUUCAAACAUGGCUAUUCUGUGUAAUUCAUGAGAUCAUUCUCAGACACUUCUAGUAGAUCUAUAGUGUCUCUAGGUGAUUAUAUCACUUUCUGAUUCAAUUUUUCAAACAAACUUGCGUAGAAACCUCCAUGGCAGAAAAUACUUCUGAAAACUUGGGAUGCGAUAACAUUCGGGAGACAGGAACUUGGGAUUUCUCAAUGUUGGUUUCCCUUGAUACUUUCAACAGGAUAACAAAUGAUGACAGAGAAGAUGAAAUGGAAGAAAACCUAACUCAAGUUGGAAACAUAUUGGGGAACCUGAAAAAUAUGGCCGUGGAGAUGGGCAACACAAUUGAUACACAAAACCAGCAGAUAGAUCAGAUAAACAUUAAGGUAAGAAACAAAGAAUUCAACUAUUGAUGUCUUAAUGUUGGUAAAUCUAGUGUCCAGGUGAACAAGUUAAUAAGUCUUCAAGGCCACAGUGCUAAGCUGUAGCCAGAUACACUGUGUACUUUUGUUAUAUUUGUUGUUGUUUUAGUUUUCUACACACCACUUAAAUAUAUUUUUAUAUAUUGUGAUAGAGAAGUGGUCUAAACAAAAACACAUUCCAAUUUAGCAACAGGCUAUAGCCGUUUAGCAUGCAUGAGUUAAUAUCCUUGUACCCAGAUGAUGGGUCCUGCAGCUAGAUAGGAUUAAACCUGAUCUCAUGGCAAACUCUCCUGGUUGUGGUCCUUACAUAUAGAAACAGUGAUUAUCUCAGAAUUCUUGUCCCACUGUUCUGGAUUCUUUUGUAGCACUCGGUGUAGAAAAUUAUGAUAAACAUUAUAUUGAUAGGCUGAGAUAUAAUAUUCCACAUGCCUUAGAUUUUUAAUCCCAAUGUUAAGCAGCAACAAAAAUAAGACAACUGAAAGCAAGGUACAUUUUCGAGAAAUCAUGGAAAGGAACCUCUGUUCAACUCUGUGCUGGAAUUGUUUUGGUUUGUUUUUUUACCAGUUUUUACAUUAAUGAGAGAUAAAUGCACAAAUCAGAGCUACCAUAGUUAUUUAGGAACAUGAUAUAAGACCUGGAAAACCUUGAUACAGAUCUCCUGAGUUAUGAAUACAAUUAAGUGACUGUGGUUUAUACAAAAGAAUACAGCACUAUUUCCCUGCCUUGGCUUCUCCCAUGCUCCCAGUAAUAGGGGUGUGAGAAUACUGGCCUACUUUACUUAGCUGAAGAUUGCUCUUUAUUAUAUAUGUGUGCUACAUAUUUCCUAAUAAUUUGAUUAUAUCACAAUUACUGCCACUAAACAGUUAACUGAAUAGGAAGGUUUAGCUGCUUUUGGAAAACACUCUGGCGUAGUUUGGGUUGGACUUCCUUGAAGCAGGGUGUGCCAAAUAUGGAGAGUGGUCCCAAGAUUGUCUCCCAUCAUGGUUUUGCUGUUCUUAACAUACAGCAGAUCAUGGAGAAGGAAGUUGGCUCAGAUACGUAAGGCCCAACCCCUUUAGGUCUUCGCAUUGAUGAAAAUGAGUACAUUGAAUUUUGCUCUUCUAGAACACUUCUAGAAGCCAGCUUAAAUCCUAAACUGCUGGUGUAAUAGUCAGCCAGUGGCCAGUACACCCAGGAUCCAAAGCAUUUCUUCCAGUACUUUAAGCAUAUCUUCAUUGGUAGGUGGUAUUUGCUCUAAAUUCUGAAUGAGUUGCAGGAGUGAAAGGCUUUUCUGCUCAGAUGGCUUCAAGCACCACUUAACUACUGACUCACCAUAAUAUCAAUCUUAUUCUGAGCCAGCUCCUGAAGAAUUGGUUGAAUCACAGUAUGAUAUAGUUUGUUUUCAUCUUUCUAGUUUAGUUAGCAGUCUUAUGCUAUAUUUUGUAUUCCAGGCUGAAACCAACAAAGAUCGUAUUGAGCAAGCCAAUGUAAAAGCCAAAAAACUAAUUGAAAAUUAG